ACCAGAAGGCGGAAGUGUGACUUAACUCCGCCCACAUCAAAGAUGGCGUCUCCCACGGAACACGAGGAUUCAUGUGAACAAGAGGAGGCUGCAGAUGAGCCCAAAACACCGAAGAUCCGGGACACUCCUGAGGAUAUCAAACUAGAGGCCAUCGCCAACACGAUCGCCUUUCACCCGAGCCGAGACAUCCUGGCAGCGGGAGACAUCGACGGAGACAUCUACCUAUUCUCAUACUCCUGCACCGAAGGAGAAAACAGAGAGCUGUGGUCAUCAGGACAUCACCUGAAGUCGUGCAGGAAAGUGCUGUUCUCCGCCGAUGGACAGAAGCUCUUCAGCGUGUCUAAAGACAAGUCCGUUCACAUCCUGGACGUGGAGGCUGGGAAACUGCUGACACGCAUCCCCAAAGCUCACAACGCCCCCAUCAACGCCCUGCUGCUGGUGGAUGAGAAUGUCUUUGCGACGGGUGACGACGAGGGGACGCUGAAGGUCUGGGACGUGAGGAGAGGAACCUCGUUCAUGGAUCUGAAGCAGCAUGAGGAUUAUAUCAGUGAUAUCACCAUCGACGAGAACAAACGCACCCUGCUCACCUCCAGUGGCGAUGGCACUAUGGGUGUGUUCAACAUAAAAAGACGGAGAUUUGAGCUGCUUUCCGAGUUCCAGAAUGGAGAUCUCAACUCUGUUUGCAUCAUGAAAAGAGGCCGUAAAGUCGUUUGUGGAUCCGGCGAGGGCAAAAUAUACAUUUUUAACUGGAAUGGCUUUGGUGCCACGAGCGACAGGUUUGCGGUUCAGGCCGAGUCUGUGGACUGCAUCGUGCCGAUCACUGACAGCAUUCUGUGUGCCGCGUCCACCGACGGCGUGAUCAGGGCUGUGAGUGUCCUGCCGAACCGUGUCCUGGGCAGCGUCGGGCAGCACGUGGGCGAGUCCAUCGAGGAGAUCGCUCGGUCCAGAGACACACGCUUCCUGGCCAGCUGCGCUCACGACCAGCUCGUCAAGUUCUGGGACAUCUCCAGCUUACCGGACACCAGGGUCAGCGACUACCGGCGGAGAAAGAAGAAAGACAGACGCCUCAAAGCUCUGAGCAACAAAGCUUUCGACACUGGACAGGACUUCUUCUCUGGCCUUUUAGACUCGACUGAAGAGAACAGGAAAGAAGAAGAAGAUGAAGAAGAUGAAGAUGAGGACAGUGGGAGCGACUGAAAUACUCCUACAAUACUGUGUUGUAUAGUUCAUGUAUGUUUUCUGAAUCGGGUUCAUUAAAUUAUAUGCUAUUACACAUGUAUUUAUGUAAUUUUAUAAUACAUGCAGUGCUGUCAUGAA
This is a messenger RNA of Carassius carassius (crucian carp), 1317 nucleotides long. RefSeq names its product WD repeat domain 55 (gene wdr55). NCBI's taxonomy places the organism in Eukaryota, Metazoa, Chordata, Actinopteri, Cypriniformes, Cyprinidae. The record is from RefSeq and is a predicted model, not a curated record. The transcript is spliced from 8 exons. Gene Ontology annotation, molecular function: protein binding. The coding region runs from base 43 to 1197 and encodes 384 amino acids.